CUUAGCGUUAGCAUGUUCAUUCGCUGUAUUUGCUGUGGAGACACCAGCACAGAGGGAAGUUUUUGUCAGGAUCGGACUUGAGGUGUAAAAUGUUGAUUUGAGAAACUGAACACCAUCUGAACAACUUGAUUUGGUAGAAUUCCGAGAUUGGUCGCUUGCUACUUAGCAAACUGUAGAUGCAUAACAACGGUGGCUAUUUAGUUAACUAGCUGGGUAGCUAUCAUUGCCUGUCUGGAUUUCUGUUUCGGAUUUCAGACAUCUAGCUAGCUAGCUAGCCAGCCAUGUAGCUAGCUAGCUAGCUAGUUUGUCUAGCUAGCUACUUAAAAUCUAUCGAGUCCAUUGGAUAUGCCUGUGAAUCUGACUUCAUUAACUUGGCUUUAUAGUUUUAUGACUGACUAGUUGUUUAGCUUGGUAAUCGCAUCUAUCUACGGAAGACUGGGAUUGUAGCUGCCGAUAUAGCUCGUUAGACCGCAGGGAAAAGAGAAAGUAACUGUUUCGGCUCUAUUUUGCUCCAUCGCCGAUAGUUACCGCUUUGAUGUUCCAUGAACCCGUUUCAUUUUUUCUUCGUUCCUUUGCAAUGGUACCCAGUUCUCUGGCGAUGCAUGGAAUUGAAUCAAGACAAGGGAGCGGUGAUAAAUCAGGGCCUUGAAUUAGUUUAUUUAACUAGCUAGCUGGUUUGUUAGGCAAGUUGGGACACUUGACAGUUCUGUGUGAGAAAUCUGGUGUGCAGUUAUGUCAUAGCUAAAGGCACUUUGGAAAUGUCGAGCGAGUAGUUUGUGGAUGGUUUGCUUGGUAGUCAACGGCCAGUAAGCUGCACUUUUUGUUCAAUCCCGUUGCUUAUACGCGGAGCGGUUAGAAUGGGAUUGCUUGCUUGCUAAUUAGCGGGGUAACUUUAAAAGCAAUAGAAAGCAAUACGUUACACGGGUUGACAUCUCUUACGAGGCUGAAUUAAACUCCUUCAGCAUCGAAAAUCGGGCUUAGGCACUGACUGUAAAUUGGCGUUUCACUUUGGGUUUUCACAAGGUUCUACCAACGAAAGAACACCACCUAUUUAAUUUGUUUUUGUAAUAGACUCAUUGCUUUGCUAUGGAGGGUGUUGGUGGGGGUAACCCGCAGAAAGUCACCCCGCUUGCGCGUGAAUUGACAAGGAUCUUUAGCAGUUACAAUAAACACUCCAUACUGCUGAAAAAGAACCUAAAAGAGACCCACGCAUUUUUCCGCGAAAUCAGACAGAACUACAGCAAUGCAUGUGCAUCUGCCGCCAGCUCGGAGGCCGCUGCAUUGGAAGCAGGCCAGCUGAGCUGCAUCUCCUUCCCCCGGCACGAGGAGGAGUUCCUGCAGGCCAGCGUGGGCAGCAGCCCCUACGUCCUGGUCCUGGGGCAGGACUGUGCCGCCCGCUACCAGCUGCUGAACUGCCUCCUGGCGGAGAAGCUGCUGCCCGUGUACGAGGCCGGCGGGGGCUGCGGGGAGGGCGGGGCCUGCAAGCGCAGGAAGCUGUGCUUCACACACGGCCGCCAGACGCGGCUCAGCCUGGCGCUGCCCGGCCAGUACGAGCUGGUGCACCAGCUGGCGGCCCACUGCGGCCGCUGGGACACCGUGCCCCGCGAGGACCUGGAGAUCCACGAGGACUGCCAGGACCCCGCGCACCGGCUGGCCGAGCUGGAGGUCACCCUGCACCACCCCCUGCUGCAGGAGGCUAAGAUCAUGGUGGUGCCCUGUCCCAGUGUGCAGCCCAUCGAGGAGGCCCUGGAGGACUGCCUGCGGAAGGUGGUGCCCAUCCUGCUGUACGCGGCCAACCAGGACCAGCUGACGCCGGCGCAGGUGUGCGAGCUGCAGAAGGUGCGCGAGGCGCUGCCCUUCCCCAUCUGCUUCGUGCGCAUGCCCAGCGAGCACGUCCCCGAGGGCGGGCGCGACCGGGGCGCGCUCCAGAAACAGCUCCUCUCCCUGGGGUUCCUCAGCAGCCCCGCGGGGAACUGCUCCUGCGGGGCCCCUCCCCAGACUGCCCACCCCGCCGCCAAGCCCCAGAGUGCCCUGGGGGACAGCCUGGAGAGACUACACCGGCUCCUGGUCCCCUUCACCAGGCAGGUCCUGCACAACCAGCAGGUGGAGGCGGCCAACCUGCUCAACGGCCUUCACUGCCGCUGCCUGGACCUCUUCAUCAACCAGGCCUUCGACAUGCAGCGGGACCUGCAGAUCACGCCGAGGAGGCUGGAGUACACGCGGGAGAAGGAGGGCGAGCUAUUCUCCUCCCUCAUGGCCAUCGCCAACCGCAAGCAGGAGGAGAUGAAGGAGAUGAUCGUGGAGACGCUCGGCAGCAUGAAAGAGCAGCUCCUGGAGGACGCUGCCAACCUGCAGUUUACAGACGUUAUCGUUACACCCAACGGGGACCCAGUGACCUCCAAGGACAUCAAGUCCUGCAUCCAUCAGAUCCAGGAGCUGAUCGUGGUGCGUCUCAACCAGGCCGUGGCCAAUAAGCUAAUCAGCUCUGUGGACUAUCUGCGGGAGAGCUUCGUGGGAACACUGGAACGCUGCCUGAACAGCCUGGAGAAGUCCACCACGGAGUCUUCUGUGCACAACGUCACCUCCAACCAUCUCAAGCAGAUUCUCAACGCUGCCUAUCAUGUCGAAGUCACAUUCCAUUCUGGGUCUUCAGUUACGCGGCUAGUGUGGGAGCAGAUCAAACAGAUCCUGCAGAGGUUAACGUGGGUGAACCCGCCCGCCAUCACGGCGGAAUGGAAGAGGAAGGUGGCGCAGGACGCGAUCGAGAGCCUCAGUGCCGCCAAACUGGCCAAGAGCAUCUGCUCUCAGUUCCGCACGCGCCUCAACAGCUCCCACGAUGCCUUCGCUGCCUCCCUGCGCCAGCUGGAGGAGGGUCACACAGGCCGGCUGGAGCGGACGGAGGACCUAUGGCUGCGCGUCAGAAAAGACCACGCCCCCCGACUGGCACGCCUCUCUCUGGAAAGCCGGUCACUCAGAGACGUUCUGUUGAACGGAAAGCCUAAACUGGGCCGGGAGCUCGGGCGGGGCCAGUAUGGGGUGGUGUACCUGUGUGACAGCUGGGGAGGCCAUUUUCCCUGCGCUCUCAAAUCCGUCGUUCCCCCCGACGACAAACACUGGAAUGACCUGGCGUUGGAGUUUCACUACACCAGAUCUCUGCCGAAGCACGAGCGGCUGGUGGACCUGCAUGGCUCGGUCAUUGACCACACGUACGCCGGGGGCUCCAGCAUCGCUGUGCUGCUCAUUAUGGAGCGGCUGCACCGGGACCUCUACACCGGCCUCAAGGCGGGGCUGUCCUUGAGAGAGCGGCUGCAGAUAGCGUUGGACGUGGUUGAAGGGAUCCGGUUCCUGCACAGCCAGGGGCUUCUGCACAGAGACAUCAAGCUAAAGAAUGUUCUACUGGACAAACAGAACCGUGCGAAGAUCACGGACUUGGGGUUCUGCAAGCCCGAGGCCAUGAUGUCAGGCAGCAUUGUGGGAACGCCUAUCCACAUGGCGCCAGAGCUGUUCACAGGGAAGUAUGACAACUCUGUGGAUGUGUACGCCUUUGGCAUCCUCUUCUGGUACUUGUGCACCGGCUCGGUAAAGCUCCCAGAAGCCUUCGAGAAAUGCGCCAGCAAGGAUCAGUUGUGGAACAAUGUGAAGAAAGGUGCUAGGCCGGAGCGGUUGCCCGGUUUUGACGAGGAGUGCUGGCAGUUAAUGGAAGCCUGCUGGAAUGGAGACCCAUCCCAGAGGCCCCUGCUGGGCAUUGUGCAACCCAGUCUGCAAAGCAUCAUGGUCCGUUUGUGCACUACAGGGUCUGACGGGAAGAGCACCGGUUUGGAGGACUCUACUUGAAUGGAGGAAGGAAGGGACGAUGACUGUGUGGCAGAUAAAUGUUAAUUUUUGUCUGAAUUUGAACACUGAACAAGCUUGAGUUCUGUUGGUCCAGAGAGCACGGUGAAUAAACACAACCAAGUCGGAUGUUUUUUCCAUUCCAAGUAAGUUAAUGUAAACACGGUUUGAGAAAGACCUGAACAAAAUGCAACACUUACACAAGUAUUUGUUUAUAUAUGUUUUUGUGUCUUGUAUUUAUAUAUAAAUUCAGGCAUACACUAUGCUUCUUUCAUAGCAUGCAUGCUAAUGCCUGCUUCUCAUCAGAUUAUUAGCUACUAGGGUAAAACAUUGUUUUAAAAGUAGUAAGAUUCCCAGUAUUAUAAAAAAGACAGUAAUUUUAGUCUGUAUUUAAAAAUGAUAUUGGAGUAUUACAUAUAUUAUAAAAUGACUUUUUUAAUAAAAUGACUUUGACAAGUGA
This is a messenger RNA of Conger conger (European conger), 4291 nucleotides long. It is a transcript of the gene dstyk, whose product is annotated as dual serine/threonine and tyrosine protein kinase. The record is from RefSeq and is a predicted model, not a curated record. Gene Ontology annotation, molecular function: ATP binding; protein kinase activity. Gene Ontology annotation, biological process: protein phosphorylation. NCBI's taxonomy places the organism in Eukaryota, Metazoa, Chordata, Actinopteri, Anguilliformes, Congridae. The transcript has 14 exons. The coding region runs from base 1087 to 3834 and encodes 915 amino acids.